Molecule: messenger RNA, 2803 nt
Organism: Helicoverpa armigera (cotton bollworm)
Lineage: Eukaryota; Metazoa; Arthropoda; Insecta; Lepidoptera; Noctuidae
Gene: bbc
Product: cholinephosphotransferase 1
Exons: 8
Coding region: 172-1389 (405 amino acids)
Biological process (GO): phosphatidylethanolamine biosynthetic process
Cellular component (GO): endoplasmic reticulum membrane; Golgi apparatus
Molecular function (GO): diacylglycerol cholinephosphotransferase activity; ethanolaminephosphotransferase activity
Source: RefSeq, a predicted model, not a curated record
CAGAACAUCAUUCAUUGCGUACAAAAAAAACACAUGUUGUUUAUGGUGUCAAGAACAGUGUGAACUGCGAUGUGAAUGUGAUUUGCACUGCGAUUUUGCGAAUUUUAUCUUGUGAAUUUAGUAAAUGGUGGAAUUUAGUUGUGUUUUGUAAUGUCGUGACAGUGAAAUAAAAUGCAGUUCUACAAAGAGAGAAUACUCAAUGCUGCCCAGUUAAAAAGACUAAGUGAACACAAAUAUUCUUGUACGAGUGCCAGUAUAUUAGAUGCAUGGCUCCAGCCGUGGUGGUGCUGGCUAGUGUCUAAAACGCCGUUAUGGCUCGCGCCGAAUCUCAUCACAAUAUUAGGUUUAAUAGUAAAUAUAGUCACCACACUUAUACUAGUUUGGUUCAGUCCAGACGCGCGGCAGGAGCCUCCACGAUGGGCCUGCGCCCUCUGCGCGCUUGGAGUGUUCAUCUACCAGAGCCUGGACGCCAUCGACGGCAAGCAGGCCCGCCGGACCGGCAGCCAGUCGCCGCUCGGAGAACUCUUCGAUCAUGGCUGUGACAGCAUAUCUACAGUCUUCAUAGCGCUAGGGGCUUGCAUAGCCGUCAAGUUAGGGGAGUACCCUACUUGGAUGUUCUUCCAGUGUUUCUGCGCAAUGACGUUGUUCUACUGCGCCCACUGGCAGGCGUACGUGACAGGCACGCUCAAGAUGGGCAGGAUAGACGUGACGGAGGCCCAGUACUCCAUCAUGGGCAUCCACCUCGUGUCCGCCAUCCUCGGCCCCAGCUUCUGGGCCACUCAGAUCCCAGCGUUGGGCGUGCCGCUGAGUCUGCAAGUUACCUCCAUGUGCUUCGCGGCGCAGUUUUACUUUGCUACCAACUUUUUUACCACGUUCCGAGUUAGGGGAUGUGGCAAAAACGGAUCGACCGUUGCUGGUACGAGCAUCCUGUCUCCGGUGAUCCCGUUCUCGCUGGUGGUGGUACCGGCCUUCAUCAUCUUCCAGAAGAGCGAGUCGAAUGUGUACCAGCAUCACCCGUCGCUUUACAUACUGGCUUUCGGUAUGGUCGCCGCUAAAGUCACCAAUAGACUUGUGGUGGCGCAUAUGACGAAGAGUGAGAUGGAGUAUUACGACUGGUCGCUGCUAGGGCCCGCUAUGUUGUUCCUCAACCAGUACUUCAACCAUGCGCUGCCCGAGUACUAUGUACUGUGGCUAUGUACGAUAUGGGUAUGCGUGGACCUGGUGCGGUACUGCGGGCAGAUCUGCCUGGAGAUCUGCGCGCACCUGCGCAUCCAGCUGUUCCGCAUCACUCCCGCGCCGGCGCCCGCCGCGACACACGCCGCCAACGAUGACGAGGCGCAUCUAUUGGAUAAAAGUUAUCUCGUAUACAUAGGAAGCGAUGACGAGUAAGUCAGGGAUUCAUGGAUGGGAUGCUUGCCCCCUAGAACAUUAGUUUUAAACCAGUUUUUGAGUGUGUUAGUGACAUUCGCGAUGUUGAUGUCAUGAAAAGACUCAUUAAUCGCCUCAAUUUCGAUAAUUAUGAGUACCUUUUGGACGUCCUUUUAGGUACACUAAAAUUAGCACGUUUCCUUGCUUGCUCGAGAACGGUCAACAUCGCGGUUGUCGUCAAUAGAGUACGUUACUUGCAUUACUGCUAAUUCUUCAUAUUAAUCCCAACUUUAUGGACAAGUUAAACUAUGACAUGUCUACCAUGAAGGUUACAUUCUGUUGAAUAGCACCGCUUUUUAAUUAAGUUGAUGAAAUUAAAAUAUUUAUUUAUUAUUAACUGUUACUGAUGGAGUCGGUGGCCUCGAGCGCAGACUAAUUUAGCGUAAAUUAUCUAAUAAUAAUUGACCUAUGGACGGAAUGUAACUUUGAAUAAAUUAUAACAAGUUAUUUAAAACAGCUAGCGAAUUAGGCCAGGUAGAAGUCAGCUAGAACGAAUACAAUUAGAGAUUAUAAUAAUGUCUGUAAAUAGCUAAUUGUGCAAAGUAUUCAUAAAUUCUGUUAACAAAAUAUAAUGUAAUUUUUCUUUUGUUGAUAUCAGCACUAUUAUGAUAGAAGAAAAUGUGGUAUAGUUUAAUGAAUAGCAAGUAGUUGGAGAAGCUUAUAAAUAGAAGGGAUGGCCGUUUCUUAGCCAUUUACUCUGUUAAAAUAAUAAUAACUAGCCAGAAGUGAACCUGGCAGGGAACUAAAACUAGAUGUGUAAUAAAAUACAGAAUUUUCGAAAGAAUACAAUAUAUUUACUGUUAUACAAUAUUGUAUCGACUGUUCAACCCUAGAGCAAUACUAAUUUUGUGUCUUUGAAUAUCUGUCUUUCCAUUUUCUGUAGAUCUAUAUCUAGAUAAUGUUAUGCUCCAUUUCUUAAAGUUUAGCUAGUCUAUCGUUAAAAUCUAAAUUAAAUCCUAAUAAUAAGUUUUGAAUGUUCAUUACGAUUCAUGUUUCUGCUAACAACUGACCGCCGGUGUCGGCCGCCACUAAUCUAUCUUCGCUCUCGUAGCUCUAUUUACCUAAGUAUAUUUUCCUUCCAACGUAUGUAUGUGCUAUAAUAUUAUAUGUAUGAAGUGCUAGGAACGCUUGCAACUGCUAGAGACGUACUGUCUUCUCAUCUAGUCGGUUCAAAUGAAUUAAAAUAAAAUAGUGAUUGCACUCGGACGUACAUAAUUGGAGCUCAAAAAUGUUAAAGGUUGAAGUAGCUAUACAGCCGCUGUAGUGCUAAGUGUGUAAAUAUGUGUUAAUUAUUGAUGUUACACAAACGCAAGCCCGCUGUAUCAUAAUUGUUAAAUGUAUUUUUUAUGUGAAAUAUAACAAAUGUACAUUUUGA